GUGUCAAGUGUCAAAGAGUUCCUUUUCAAAUUUCAUUUUUCAACAUAUGUUGUAAAAUUUGUUAAAUUACAUUUACUAAAUUAGUAACAAUGGGUACGCUCGUCGAAUUGCAAGCUAAAAUAGCGGAGUUGGAAGAGAAAUUAAAAGCAGCCCAACAAUUUGUGGUUAAACGAGAGAAAAUCGAUGUAAUGUCUUCGGAAGUAGUGGAUACAAAUCCCUACAGUCGUUUAAUGGCGUUAAAGCGAAUGGGAAUCGUAGACAAUUAUGAGAGCAUACGUAAUUUCACAGUUGCUGUUGUUGGAGUUGGUGGAGUUGGGAGUGUCACAGCUGAAAUGUUAACCCGUUGCGGUAUAGGACGUCUAUUAUUAUUUGAUUAUGACAAAGUUGAAUUAGCCAAUAUGAACCGUUUAUUCUUCCAACCUCAUCAAGCAGGUAUUAGUAAAGUUGAAGCCGCCGCUCAAACUUUAAGAAACAUCAAUCCUGAUGUUGACAUUCAGACCUACAAUUAUAAUAUAACAACUGUAGACAACUUCCAACACUUUAUGGAUACCAUAUCCACGCAAAGUCUAACUGGUGGAAAUGUAGAUUUAUUACUAAGUUGUGUUGAUAACUUUGAAGCACGAUACGCUAUUAAUACUGCAUGUAACGAACUAAAUCAAAUUUGGAUCGAGUCUGGAGUAUCGGAAAAUGCUGUUUCUGGUCACAUUCAAUUAAUCAUUCCUGGUGAAACUGCGUGUUUUGCGUGUGCACCUCCUUUAGUUGUUGCCUCGCACAUUGACGAGAAAACCUUAAAAAAGGAUGGCGUUUGUGCCGCUAGCCUGCCGACUACGAUGGGUAUUAUUGCCGGUUUAUUAGUUCAGAAUACUUUGAAGUACUUGCUUAAAUUUGGAUCUACCGCGAAUUAUUUAGGAUACAGUGCGCUAAUAGACUUCUUUCCUACCAUGAAAUUAAAGCCUAAUCCGUCGUGCGAUGACAGCUAUUGUAAAAUUAGACAAACAGAGUUUUCUAGUAAGCCAAAAUUGAUAACGGACGAUCAAAAAGUUGAAGAGGAAAAACCUCUACAUGAGGACAAUAAUUGGGGAAUUAGUUUAGUAGAUGAAAGUCUUCCGGAAGGGGACUGUAAAGAGGAAAUAGCUACGGGUAUUAGUUUAGCUUAUGCUUUACCUCGUCAGGAUGUUGAUGUGAGCCCAGGUUCUGCAAGUGCAGCGGAUGGUAUUAAUCUGGAUGACUUGAUGGCACAAAUGAAAUCUAUUUAGGUGUUGCUUUUAACUGUAUUCACUUUUGUACAACUUUGUAUUUGAUAUAAUUUUAUUUAAUAUG
Photinus pyralis (common eastern firefly) is the source of this 1320-nucleotide messenger RNA. RefSeq names its product ubiquitin-like modifier-activating enzyme 5 (gene Uba5). NCBI's taxonomy places the organism in Eukaryota, Metazoa, Arthropoda, Insecta, Coleoptera, Lampyridae. The transcript has 4 exons. The record is from RefSeq and is a predicted model, not a curated record. Gene Ontology annotation, cellular component: cytoplasm; cytosol. Gene Ontology annotation, biological process: protein ufmylation. Bases 90 to 1256 code for a protein of 388 amino acids. Gene Ontology annotation, molecular function: UFM1 activating enzyme activity.